AUGGUUGAACUACGCAAGCGCAAGACACCCCCGCCAGCUCCGGCGCCAGCACCAAAGAAAGAGCGCAAGACAAAGACAACCAAAGCGAAUGGAAAGUCCGAGACUGCUGCUGAGCCUGCCGCCGAGCCUGCUGCGCCAGAGCCGAGUGCUGUGCCUGCUGCCGCGCCCGAGCCAGAAACCAAGGCUGCCUCCGGCACACCCAAACCUGGAGACAAGAUUGAUUUCGAUGGCUUUGGUGGUGAGAUUGAGACCAACGACGGUCGCAAGGUGACGCUCAAGACGCUGGUCGACGAGAGCAAAGAAGGCAUUGUGCUCUUCACCUAUCCCAAGGCGAGCACACCAGGAUGUACGUCUUCUUUGACCCUGAGAAAAGACAUGGCUUCUUUCCUGGCUCGGGACUCGUAUGAGCCUUUGACGGCAGCUGGACUCAGCAUCUACGGUCUGAGUACUGAUUCGCCCAAGGCCAAUACGACUUUCAAAGACAAGCAAAAGCUUCCAUACCCUUUGCUAUGUGACCCUUCAGCCUCGCUAAUUGGAGCAAUCGGGCUGAAGAAGGCACCCAAGGGCACUACACGUGGAGUUUUCGUUGUCAAGAAAGACGGCGAGGUUCUAGCAGCUGAGCCUGGUGGCCCAGCAGCAACUCUUGAGGUCGUCAAAGGUGUUGUCGCGAAGAUGGGCGGCUCCGGUGUCGGAGAGAAGGCUGAAGCCAGAGCCGCUGAAGCCGAGAAAGAGGAAUCCAAGGGCGCUGGCGAGGCUGCAGCAAAGUUGUAG
Messenger RNA from Aureobasidium vineae, 771 nucleotides. NCBI's taxonomy places the organism in Eukaryota, Fungi, Ascomycota, Dothideomycetes, Dothideales, Saccotheciaceae. The record is from the annotation of a GenBank genome assembly.